Molecule: messenger RNA, 1549 nt
Organism: Pararge aegeria (speckled wood butterfly)
Lineage: Eukaryota; Metazoa; Arthropoda; Insecta; Lepidoptera; Nymphalidae
Gene: DnaJ-6
Product: dnaJ homolog subfamily B member 12
Exons: 6
Coding region: 1-1065 (354 amino acids)
Biological process (GO): cellular response to misfolded protein
Cellular component (GO): endoplasmic reticulum membrane
Molecular function (GO): Hsp70 protein binding
Source: RefSeq, a predicted model, not a curated record
AUGACGAUCGAAGGUAAUAAGGAACAAGCGGAAAGGUGCGUAGAGGUUGCGCAAAUUGCCUUCGCGGCUGGUAAUAUUGAGAAGGCCGAGCGUUUUUUGCUGAAAGCGGAGAGAUUGUACCCUACAACGCGUGCUAAAGAGUUUCUAACACGGGUCCGUGCCGCUGCGUCGACCACACCAACGAAACAGACAACUCCACCAGGUACACCGAAUUCCGAGGAUUUGAGACGACGUAAGAACCUAAACCACCAGCCCACCCAGAGAGAAUACACGCAAGAACAGUUGGAAGCUGUACGGAGAGUCAAAACUAAGUGCAAAGACUUCUAUGAAGUAUUAGGUGUGUCAAAAGAAGCAACUGACUCGGAUAUAAAAAAAGCGUAUAAGAAAUUAGCUCUGCAGUUGCAUCCGGACAAGAAUCAUGCGCCGGGAGCUGCUGAGGCCUUCAAGGCUGUGGGCAACGCGGCGGCGAUACUCACGGACGCCGAAAAGCGAAAACAGUACGACGUGCGCGCGGACGAGCCCCAGCAUCCGUCGCACACGCACCGCCAGUUCUACGCGCGGGGCUUCGAGUCCGACCUCACCGCUGAGGAACUCUUCAACAUGUUCUUCGGAGGCACCGCUUUCCCUGGCGCGGGCCCCACGGUGUACACCCGCAGGCGGGCGCGCGAGCCCGAGCCGCGGGACAGCAACGCGGGCCUCAUGCAAAUGCUGCCCGUACUGGUUCUGGUGCUGCUGUCCAUGAUGUCCGGCUUCUUCAUCAGCGAGCCCGUGUACAGCCUGGCCCACACGCCCAAGUACCCUGUCCCCAGAGAGACUGUUAAUCUGAAGGUGCCCUACUACGUGAAAGAUAACUUCCACACAGACUACCAAGGCUCGCUGCGGCGACUCGAAAUGGCGAUCGAGGAGGAAUAUAUAGUUGGCCUACGUCACGCGUGUCAGCGCGAGCGGAACUACCGCGACAGCGUCGCUUGGAAGGCGCGCAACUUUGGCGAUCCGCGACACCACGCCGACGCGCAAAGACUUCGCAUGCCCUCCUGCGAGAAAUUGCAGCAAUUCCAGCGCUAACCGCGUAAUGUACCAAUAAAUAUAAUAGCCUGUGCAUUCGUUUCCUUCCCGUCCUUAAGGCUAUACCUAACAAUAAAAAUUCAUACCCAACAAAUAUUUCAUACCCAACAAUAACUUGCAUACCCAAAAAAAACAUUCAUACCCAACAAAAAUGUUUCAUACCCAACAAUAAUAGUCCAUAAAAAGCGUUGCCAAACACACGCGCAGAUACUUCGUAUGCCCUAAUGCGAGCGCUAACUGCGUAAUGUACCAAUAAAAAUGAUACCCUGUGCAUUCGUUUCGUUUCCCGUCCCCGAAGGCUAUACCUAACAAUAAAAACCCAUACCCAACUAUAAUUGUCAUACCCAACAAUAACUUUCAUACCAAACAAAAAAGUUUCACACUCUUUUAGUCCAUAAAAAACAAUGAUAGUUUCAUAGCCAACUAAAAGCGUCGCCAAACGUAUUCGUAUGCCCUCCUGCGAUAAGUUGCAACAAUUCCAGAU